AUGCUGAACGACAUGUGCUCUCAUCGCCUUCCGAUUUACGCUAAUCGCAGACGAGACUAUUCAUCCUCGUCCCCCGCGGGAGUGGUGAUCCACGGCUCAGGUUGCGCCACGUGUCUGCGCGGGCAGCGCUGCUCCUUCCGCGUGUCCGUGCGCGCGCCCGCGCGAUGGGCGCACGUGCUGGAGGCGGACAAGGAGAGCUGGUGGAAGCGCGACUUAGCUCUGACUCUAAGAGGCAUCGCGCUAGCUCACGGGGACAUUAGGUGUCUAGACCCUCCGCACUGCACGGAGUUUAGAGUGUCGUACCGCGUCUGGGACCCCGGCAAUUACUGGGCGACGCUGCACGUGGGUCACCAGCGGUUCCUGGCGGCACAUCUGUACUACUUGCUCACGGCCCAGGCGGACCCGAAUGUGCGGCGGUGGAAGGACAACCUGGUGUUUGAUGCGAGAGACAGCAGCAACCGCACGCUGAGGAUUAACUUCUAUUGGAUCGAUGGUAUCUAUAAGAACGGGGAGUUCGGCUGCACCCACCGAGGGGUCACAACCAACCGGUCGGAGGAAUUCCCGGAAAUUUCCCCCACGGCUGACGUCACGCUCUUUGAGGGAGGCUACUGGGCAGCUUCCUUCUGCCGCCAGCCCCUCAAGGCCCUCCGACUGCACCUCGAGGAGUUCGCUCGUUGGGCGCUUGCCGCCGCGCCCUCUAAAGGCAGGGUUAUUUUCCGAACUAUCCCGUCGUUUCCGGUGGCGGGGGACCGGUGUAAUGCGUGGUACCCCGGGCCGAGUUCGAACAGGGUGGUUAUGGCGAUUAAUGUGCUGCUGAAAAGGAUAGUGCAGGGGGGAGGAGUGGAGGGGGAACGGAGAGGAGUGGGGGAGGAGGGGAAUGUUGCUGAAGGAUUGAAGGCAUGGUGGGGAGAGGAGAUACGAGGGAGGGAUGUUGGUGGGGAAGGAAGGAGAAGUGGAGGAGGGAUAGAGAAGCUUGUGUAUCUUGAUUCGAGCUUGCAGGUGUUACCGCAGGACUCUGAGGAGGGAGAGGGCACAGGGAGAGCAGGAGAUGAGAGCAAUGCAGCAGCGGAGAGCAAUGGAGCAGCGGAGAGUAAUGGGGCGGCUGAGAAGCAUGGGGGAGUGGAUAUAGAAGAGGCGGAUGAGAUUGCUGCAGCUGCUGGUGCUGCUGGCGGUGUUGGGGGUGGUAGUGGUGAUGGUGGUGACAGCGGUGAGAGCAGCAGCAAAUCGUCACCAUCAUCCUCAGCAUUAUCGACAACAUCAUCAUCACCACCACCACCACCACCACCAGCAGCAGCAGCAGCAGCAGCAGCAGCAGCAGAAGCACAAUCUGCUGAGCUGGCAGCGUUACCAGCAGGGGCAGCAACAGUGCUGGACACGUGGCAGGUGGACGCCCCUCGGUAUGCCGACACAGCCGUGCCCAACGACCACCAUUACUCCAUGGUGAAACCCACAGAGGCAGGCACUGUGAUGGUGGGGGAGGUGGGGGAAGCACAGAUACGCGCAUUCAUUCACUACCUGCUGCACCUGCUGCCCCCAGUUCAUGCUAGUGCGCGCUAG
Messenger RNA from Closterium sp. Yama58-4, 1557 nucleotides. NCBI's taxonomy places the organism in Eukaryota, Viridiplantae, Streptophyta, Zygnematophyceae, Desmidiales, Closteriaceae. The record is from the annotation of a GenBank genome assembly.